AUGAUUGCGGCCAAAACUGCAGCACUUGAUGAUUUGCUCCCCGUUCAACCAGUUCCACCCUUCCUUCAACAUGCAACAUCGGCAGGUGUACCGAAGCCUCCGAUCCCAGUGCCGCCUCCAGUCAAUGCUUCAGGGCAGUUUCUAGUGCCGUCUCCCUCCGUUUCACCAGCACUGCCUUCUUCAUUUCCGCCAGUAUGUACAGCUUUGCCGCCACCACCACCUGCACCUAUCCCGCCAGAGUUUCCUAUGACACCGCAACCACCAUCUGUUGGUAGAAACGUAAAUGUCAUGAAGCACGACGAUGGUACUGAUAUUGAUGAUAGCGACGAUUACGACAAUGCACAGUAUGAAGCACAUCCUGAUGACGACGGUGAUGACGAUAUCAAUAAAAGUGUUGCUGUCAGUUUUUUUUUGGUUUUUUUCGUUUUUUUUUUUCAAAUUUGA
Messenger RNA from Gongylonema pulchrum, 444 nucleotides. Lineage: Eukaryota; Metazoa; Nematoda; Chromadorea; Rhabditida; Gongylonematidae. The record is from the annotation of a GenBank genome assembly.